Messenger RNA from Aedes aegypti (yellow fever mosquito), 2346 nucleotides. Its product is annotated as Fanconi anemia group M protein. The transcript has 3 exons. Bases 209 to 2173 code for a protein of 654 amino acids. Gene Ontology annotation, biological process: double-strand break repair via synthesis-dependent strand annealing; interstrand cross-link repair; replication fork reversal. Lineage: Eukaryota; Metazoa; Arthropoda; Insecta; Diptera; Culicidae. The record is from RefSeq and is a predicted model, not a curated record. Gene Ontology annotation, molecular function: 3'-5' DNA helicase activity; four-way junction DNA binding; four-way junction helicase activity.
UUUUCGAUGUUUCGAAAAACACGUUGCUCCGUGAUCUGCGCACAUCAAACAAAACACGAGAUUUUCCACCCACCGAUCGAUCGAUUAGUGCACGUGUGUGUUUUCGUUUAGUGCCAACAGCUUUUUGUGUUUUGAAUAUUCCGCAUUAUUGAACGGGGGGAAAAGAAGCUAAAAUUGGAUUGCAAAGAACCCCAACCUGACCCUCACGAUGGACACUCCGAGUCCGAACUACUCCGGUGGAUCUUUCCUGCAGGAUUCGCUAGAGCAGCAGCCGUCCAAAUCGAUGGAAGAGCAUUCGCCGGAACCAGUGCAAGGAGCAGCCCAAACAGCACCGCAGAAUCCCCACGCCGGUUUCGAUCCCCAUGCUGGAACCAAUUGGCUCUAUCCGAUCGAUUUCACCAGCUCCGAGUAUUUGCCGCUGAUUGCCGAAAAGUGCUUGUAUCACAAUUCUCUGGUGAUCCUUCCGAACAAGACGGAGAAGACGUUCAUCACGGCGGUGACCAUGUACAACAUCUACCGUUGGUAUCCGCUGGGAAAGGUGCUUUACGUGGCGCCGAAACGGGGCCACAUUGACGACCAGAAGGUCGCUUGCGAGCAGUACAUGAAGUUCCUGCCGACGGAUGUGGUGGACAUGGCCAUGAAACCACACGAUCGCGUCCGGAUGUGGAUGGCCAAGCGGGUGUUCUUUAUCUCGACCACCAUGAUGGUCAUGGACAUCAAUCGGGCCUUGCAGGACAUUCCGGUGAUGGACAAGGUCAAGCUGAUCGUGAUCGACGAUCCCCAGCUGGAACCUCGUCAGAAUACCAAGAUUAUUCAGAAGCUACUGGAGCAUACGAAGAACUUCCGGGUGCUGUGCGUUUCCACGACUUCAGGGAAAACGGUCGAGGCGAACCUGCUCAAGUCUUGGCUCAUUUCCAACAUUGAACUGCAGUGGGGCAAUCCGCAUGAGGCGCCGGAAGAAUGGCUGAUGAACAAGAAAGAAAUCAGCAACAUCUGGACUCCGUUGGGACAAUCCCUAACAGCACUCCUGGAGGAGUUUAAACAAGUAAUCCAACCCUUCCUGCAGAAACUCCUCAACGCCAAACUGAUCACGAAAUGUGAAUUCGAGCGAAUCACCCAGGAAAACAUCCGCCUGGACAGGGCCCGGUACGAAGAGGCGCUGCUAACGGGAACCAUGCGCAAUGACCAUCACGACCUGAUGCUCAAUUUUCACAUGGCCGAGCGACUCCUGGAAGCGUACCGCAUUUUAGAACGGGAGGGCAUUGUAGCGCUUCUGGAGUACUUCCACCGCGCCAACGACGUCAUCGUGCAGGCCGAUCCCAGCGUGGUGGCCUUUCUGAACAAGCUGCGUGUGGGCGUGUACAAUACGCCGCAUCCCAAGUUCCGCACGUUGGAGAACUUUCUGAAGGAGUUCUAUCAGAGAAGAACUGAUGCCAACAUAUUGAUUGUGGUGGAGCGCAUCGAUGCAGGGGUGGUCAUUCAGCAGCUUCUGCGCCAAAUUCCGGAAUCGAUGCCCAAGUUGAUUGUUGAUGCAAAUUUUGCCCGGGAUGUACAGCAAUUUCGACAUGGUCAGUUCAACACUUUGAUUGUCACGGUCCAGGUCGAACCGAUUCUGGUAAUUGGAAAAAUCGAUCUGAUUGUCCUGUUCAACAUGACCAGCAAGCCCCGGGAGUUCCUAGCUCACAUUGCCCGAACCCGCGGUGCGGAACCCGGAGCGAUCGUGACCUUCACAACCGAAGGCGUCGAACAGCUGGAAAUAGCCGACAUAAUCAACACCCGCCGCUUGUUCUACUUCGAAAAUCGAAACAUCCUCCCGAUUGGAGUGGACCUGUCCAGCUCGAUGAUGCACAACUCCCCGGGGCUGAUUCCACCUGGCUUCCAACCGAAGGGUCGCAAGAUCUUUUUCAACAUUCCGACUGCGACGACGGCAGCAGUAGAAUCGCAGGACCAACCCGGAACCAGCAGCAGCGGCAACGGGUACAAACUGGAACCGAUCAGCCCGGCAUCGUCUCCGGUGGUCGGUGGCCAGAAGCGUAAGGUUGUGGAAGUGCUUGCCGACGUUCCGGCCACAUACGACGUCAUCAAUGGCCAGACCUAUUACGAGGUGAUCUCGUUGAAGCAACAGCAUCUCGAAGUUCCGCUCUCGCCGGGACCAGCCUUUAUGCCCACGUAGGUUGGGCAUGCGUUGAUUGAGUUUGAUAUUCCAUUAGUUGUAAGGAUCUGAGUUGAUCUCUAUAUUUUCAUCAUUUUGACUGUUACAACUGUAGGUUUAUAUUAUGAAACGCCGCGAAGGUGUUUUAAGUUAUAAAGACGAUCUGAUUCAAUACACUAUUUUUAAAAACUCCA